Messenger RNA from Oreochromis niloticus (Nile tilapia), 1620 nucleotides. RefSeq lists its product as uncharacterized. Gene Ontology annotation, molecular function: double-stranded DNA binding; RNA binding; zinc ion binding. Lineage: Eukaryota; Metazoa; Chordata; Actinopteri; Cichliformes; Cichlidae. The record is from RefSeq and is a predicted model, not a curated record. Bases 39 to 1601 code for a protein of 520 amino acids. The transcript is spliced from 2 exons. Gene Ontology annotation, biological process: activation of innate immune response.
UCGCGGAAAAACCGGAGGUUAUUAGUAGUUAUGUAACCAUGCCCCCGUAUGCCCCACUAUCGUUUGCUUCAAACUUCAGCAAUCUAUGGGUGAGAUUGAAGUACAUCGGAAACGGGGACCCCCCGACCCGUGAUUAUGUUGCUGAAGAGCUGUUAUUACAAACAUCAUGGCUGAAUGUGCAGGACAUAUACUCUUUCAUUGCUCUGCCCAGUAAACGGGAUUUUGAGCUGUGUUUCACCCAAGAGGCGCCUUUACGUCGCUUCUUAGAGAUCUCUCUCUCCAACGCAUCACAUCCGAAAUGGAAAGACUGGCAAGUGGAAUCUUCUGUCCAGGUAGAGGUAGUGACUCUUGUUGUCAAAUUCUGGACUGGAAGGAUUCCAGACCAAGAUAUCGAGCUAUAUCUUAAAAGGUACUGCGAGAUUCUUCAACCCCCAGUCAAGCCAGUGGAUAAAUUCGGCCUCUGGUAUGGAGUACGAAAGUACAAAGUUCGGAUGCGUAGAGAUGAAGCUGGACAUAUUAUCUCCAUCCCUAAUUCCAUCUCGUUGGGCCCCUAUAAUGGCAGGAUUAUCUAUCCUGGCCAAACGGUGAGGUGCUUCAUCUGCCAAGAUCCAGACCACCAGGCGAGAGAAUGCUCCACUAUUAAAUGUUGGAAAUGUGGUGAGUUGGGCCACAAGGCUAAAAUUUGUCUAAAUGAAAGUGAGUGCUCCCUCUGUGGUGCGAAAGGGCACACUUUCUUUAAAUGCCCCAAGUCCUUUGUGAAUAUACUGAAAUCUUCCCAACAACCUCGACCUUCUGACACCAUGGAUUUCCCUUCUUUGGAGGAUCCUUCUCAAGUUAUGGAUCCCCCCGUGAAUAACCAGGUGAGAGAGCCCCCCCUCUCUCCUCCUCUUCCCUCUCCUCCUCUUCCCCCUCCCCCGACGGCAGUCCCACUGCCACUCCCAGUUUCGUUUGGAUUGGACAACCCACAAGUGGAUGAUCAGGAUAACCAGUCUAGCCCUGUUCAAAAUGAGUUACCAUCUCCACUGUCUCAGUCAAGUAAAAAAAGUGACGAGAGUAAUGAAGAGCUAGAUGGUAACCUAAUCAUAGAGACAUCUGAUGGUGAGAAUAAAAGUGAUAGUAACGACGAGGAAAUUGACAGCGAGCAGACACCUGAGGACGACGGAGAUAGCGAGGACCAUGGAUCCUUCCCUCUCACAGAGGCGGCAUCUCUGGCUCUUGCUUCGCUGCCUGAGGAAACGAAAGGAAAACGGAAGACUUUCUUUAGUGGAAGUCACCCGGCCCUCGAUGAGCUCGUCAACGAGGAUACGAGAGGAGGCAGAAAAAGGAGCGUUUCUGCUUCUAGCUGUGGAAGAGAUAAGCGGAAGGAUAAUAGACCAAGUCCUCCAUCUGCGGAGAAGACGAACAAUGGACCUGAAACUUGGGAAAGUUUUCCCCUGGAACGUAUUGAAACUGUAAGUUUUAAAAGUGCUUUGUGGACUCGGAUGCUGGAUUCUCCUCCUUGUUUUUCCUUUUUCCUUAAUGAGUGGUGUGUGAUCAUGGUUUUGUAUAUGUCAUUGUAUGUGUAUGUACAUUUUAUAUGUAAUUUUGUAUACUUUAAAUAAAGUGUUAAAAAAAAAAAAA